Bursaphelenchus xylophilus (pine wood nematode) is the source of this 2086-nucleotide messenger RNA. The record is from the annotation of a GenBank genome assembly. NCBI's taxonomy places the organism in Eukaryota, Metazoa, Nematoda, Chromadorea, Rhabditida, Aphelenchoididae.
AUGUUGUCAUUUUACAAGAUCCUUGCUCGGCAUAAGCAUUUAUCACCAGUGUCUUUACUGCGGAAUGUAAUAAAUAUUUUUAUAACCCCUUUAUGUGCAAUUUAUAGAGUUCUCUUUCAGAUCAGAGAUCGAUGUCAUUCGAUAAAGCAGUUAAAUUUGUGCCUGAUCUUUUAGAACCGGCCAAGUUGGACUGGCUGGUGGAAGAAGCCUCCGAUUUUGCUCAUGUAGGUUUUUAAUAUUAUCUCUAUAUUCAGAAAUAUUUAGAUAUUACCGUAUUCGUUCUAGAAGAAAAAGUUGACCCAUUUGGGUCAACUGUUUCCCUCAUUGAAAGUCUCAGAACUAGUAAAGAAAGUGCUUUUAGUGUGUCGGACUGGUAUUGCGCACCCGUGAACACAAACAUCGUUCAGAUGUCUGUCAAGCUGCUCCUCUUGCCCUCUUGCCUUCUCCUUUCCCUCGACAUCUCUUCGAAAAAGCUGUUGAAGUACAGAAAUGGAUGAAUUUACUGUAUUUCCGUAUAUCAUUCGAUGAGAAGUUCUUGUUAAAAGCUCAUGAGAGGGUUAUCGAGACAGAUGAAUUCACGUCCAACAUGGUCAAGUGCUUUUUGGAGACAAUAAAAGAUGGUUUAGUGCAGAAGAAAGUUGUUCUUACUCAGAGGGCUGAUUACAUGUGUCAUCACAUCGAUGGGCAAGAACCGGAACUGAAACAGGUACGUGGAAUUGGAAUUGUUCAUAAUAAUGCGUUCCUUUAUUUUAGAUCGAGGUCAACAAUAUUGCAGUUAGCAUGGGCGGUCUUUCACAACGAGCUUCUCUAUGGCAUCGUCGCGCUCUAGUCAAACUUGGUGUCCCCGAAGAUGAAGCAAAGCGGAGGGUGCCAGACAAUCAGCCGAUUAAAACUUUGGCCGCUGGAUUGGCCACGGGAUGGUAAGUUGAAUUAUUAUUAAUUACUUUUGUAAGCUUAUUGUUUUGCGCAUGACGUCAUCGUUAAUUUAAGGAAAUCCUAUGGAAAUCCGGCCGCGUCAGUUCUUGUGGUCAUCGAAGAAGUGAAUCAGAAUCAAUUGGACAUGAGAUUCGUAGAGUAUGAAAUCGAGGAAAGCAUUGGAGUACAUGUGAAUUUCAUCAGAGCAACCCUAACUCAGUGUUAUGAAAAGUAAGAGUAAUAUUGUAGAGUAAUUUUCUUUUAGACUAACAACCAAAAAUCGCAUACUGUACUACGAAGGUCAAGAGAUCGGUCUAGUAUACUUCCGAGCCGGGUAUUCACCCUCAAGUUAUCCCACAAACAAUGAAUGGGAGGCCAGAACACGAAUCGAAAAGUCUUUGGCCAUAAAAUGUCCAUGGAUUGGACUUCAACUGGCCAAUACGAAAAAGGUGCAACAGGUACUCGACAAGGCUGGAGUUGUAGAAAACUACCUCUCGGAUCAACCUCAGGAAGUGAUAGAUUUGGUCAGAAGUACAUUUGCUGGACUUUGGGGAUUGGAAACGAACGAUCAGGUGACGUUGGAUGUGAUUAAGGUAAUACUACAGUCGUUACUGAGUUUGUCAUGUACAUGGGCGUAACUAGUGAGUCCCUCCAGACAGAAGUCGACAAAAAAUGAAAGGACCAAUGGUCAUGUCUAAUGUUUCGAAAAAAAGUUAUGAUGAUUGAAUUUAGGACGCAAAAGAACAUCCUGAAAGGUACGUGCUCAAGCCACAACUGGAAGGAGGCGGUGGGAAUUAUUAUGGGGAUGAGAUCAGAGAAAAAUUAAAUCAGUAUAGUGAUGACGAGAGGUCCGCACACAUCCUCAUGCAGAGAAUACAACCUCUUAUUGUGAAAGUAAGACGAGACGGUUAUUUGCAUUUCUCUUUCUUAGAAUUACCAUCUCCGGGCCUUUGAAGAUGUUCAGUUAGCAGAUACAGUAAGUGAAUUGGGAAUCUAUGGAUGUCUGGUGGGAGAGACAAAGACAAACCCGCUAGAAGGGUAUAGUCUAGACAACUUUAUUGUCAAGUCAAACACAACUGGAGGACAGAUUCUUAGAUCGAAGGCAGAAGACAUAAACGAAGGUGGAGUCGCCGUGGGGGCAGCUGUCAUCGACACCCCUUACCUCUUCUAA